Molecule: messenger RNA, 2100 nt
Organism: Terrapene triunguis (Three-toed box turtle)
Lineage: Eukaryota; Metazoa; Chordata; Testudines; Emydidae
Gene: TOMM70
Product: translocase of outer mitochondrial membrane 70
Exons: 12
Coding region: 16-1788 (590 amino acids)
Molecular function (GO): protein binding
Source: RefSeq, a predicted model, not a curated record
AGCGGAGCGGGGAUCAUGGCCGCCUCGAAGCCCGUGGAGGCCGCUGCUGUGGCGGGGGGAGGUGGCGGCGGCGGCUCCGGCUCGGGGCUGCCGCGCUGGCAGGUGGCCCUGGCGCUGGGGGCGCCGCUGCUGCUCGGGGCCGGCGCGCUCUACCUGUGGGCCCGGCGGCGGCGCCCGGCGCGCGGGAAGGGGCCGAGCGAGAGGAAGACGCCGGAGGGAAGGGCCAGCCCGGGCCCCGCCGCCCCCGGGGGCAGCCAGCCCGACGGGCCCGGGCACGAGGAGAUGAGCCCUCUUGAUAGAGCCCAAGCAGCAAAGAACAAAGGCAACAAGUAUUUUAAAGCAGGAAAAUAUGAGCAAGCCAUUCAGUGCUACACAGAGGCCAUCAGUUUAUGCCCCCCUGAGAAAAACAUUGACCUUUCUACUUUCUACCAGAACAGAGCUGCUGCAUAUGAACAACUGCAAAAAUGGAAAGAAGUGGCACAAGAUUGCACAAAGGCAGUUGAGCUUAAUCCUAAAUAUGUGAAAGCUCUCUUCAGACGUGCAAAGGCGUAUGAGAAACUAGAUAAUAAGAAGGAAUGUUUAGAAGAUGUCACUGCGGUCUGUAUUUUAGAAGGUUUCCAAAACCAGCAAAGCAUGUUGUUAGCUGAUAAAGUUCUUAAACUCCUUGGAAAAGAAAAGGCCAAAGAGAAAUAUAAGAACCGUGAACCUUUGAUGCCUUCUCCACAGUUCAUCAAAUCUUACUUCAGCUCUUUCACAGAUGACAUAAUCUCCCAAACUCUGCUUAAGGGUGAGAAAUCUGAUGAAGAUAAGGACAAGGAGGGGGAGGCCUCAGAAGUUAAAGAAAACUCUGGAUAUUUAAAGGCAAAGCAGUAUAUGGAAGAAGAAAACUAUGAUAAAAUCAUCAGCGAGAGCACAAAAGAAAUUGACGUUAAAGGCAAAUAUAUGGCAGAAGCUUUGCUGCUGCGAGCCACUUUCUAUCUGCUUAUUGGCAAUGCAAAUGCUGCCAAACCUGAUCUAGAUCAGGUCAUCAGUAUGGAAGAUGCUAAUGUAAAGCUCCGUGCUAAUGCCCUGAUCAAACGAGGUAGUAUGUAUAUGCAGCAGCAACAGCCUAUGCUGUCCACUCAAGAUUUUAACAUGGCUGCUGAUAUUGAUCCUCAGAAUGCAGAUGUUUACCACCACAGAGGACAGCUGAAAAUCCUUCUUGACCAAGUUGAAGAGGCUGUGGAAGACUUUGAUGAAUGUAUUCGAUUACGACCAGAUUCUGCCUUGGCACAAGCACAGAAAUGUUUUGCAUUGUAUCGCCAAGCCUAUACUGGAAAUAAUCCUUUACAAGUUCAAGCAGCUAUGAAAGGCUUUGAGGAUGUCAUUAAAAUAUUUCCAAGGUGUGCUGAAGGUUAUGCGCUCUAUGCUCAGGCAUUAACAGAUCAGCAGCAAUUUGGUAAGGCUGAUGAAAUGUACGAUAAAUGUAUUGACCUUGAGCCAGACAAUGCUACUACAUAUGUUCAUAAAGGUUUACUUCAACUUCAGUGGAAGCAGGAUCUAGACAAAGGCUUGGAGCUCAUAAGCAAGGCCAUCGAAAUUGAUAACAAAUGUGAUUUUGCAUAUGAAACUAUGGGAACGAUUGAAGUGCAAAGAGGCAAUCUGGAUAAAGCCAUUGAAAUGUUCAACAAAGCUAUUAACCUGGCCAAAUCUGAAAUGGAGAUGGCCCACCUCUACUCACUCUGUGAUGCUGCCUAUGCCCAGACAGAAGUUGCAAAGAAAUAUGGACUGAAACCGCCAACAUUGUAAAGAAACAAUGGGGGGGAGGGAGAGAAUAACCUUUUAAAAGUAAAGUUGCCCACUUCAACCUAGCCUUGAAGACACUGUUGCAAACGAUGUUGAAUGGUGGAACUUAGUUUUUUCCUGUUCGUGGUGUUGUCAUUUGUUACAUCUGUUAAAUGUUUAGGUGUUGUGGGAGUGGCUGUUGAAGGAAGUAUGCUGUGCUGCGACUUGUUCCCUAUGCAGUGGAAACCUUACCAGCUGUUAAGGGAAAUAAAACAAAGUUGCAAGGGAACAAAGGAUAUUUUGGCCAUGCAAAUAAAAACUUUAAUUUUUGGGUGA